AGAGAAACUCAAAAGCAAAAGAUAAAAAUUAAUUGAUACGGUAUAAGUAAAUGAGUGAGAAUCAUGUGAUCCACCACCACCACCACCUCUCUCUUUGAACCUAUAGGGCCACAAUAAAUUUGUCCACCAAGAAACCAACCAUUUCCUUUUUUUUCUUUAACUCGUUUAUUUUUUAAUCAACAUAAAUUUUUGGGUAUUAGCUGGCGUUGAUAUUUCUCUUUUCUGUCUCUCUUUUGGGAGAGAUUUUUUUCUCUUGAGUUCUAUUUUGUAUUUGGUUGUUUCUUCGAUGGCUUCAAGUGCUUCAAGGUUUAUCAAGUGUGUGACAGUAGGAGAUGGGGCUGUAGGGAAGACUUGCAUGCUUAUUUGCUAUACCAAUAACAAGUUCCCUACUGAUUACAUACCCACUGUGUUUGAUAACUUCAGUGCAAAUGUGGUAGUUGAAGGAACCACUGUCAACUUAGGCCUCUGGGAUACAGCUGGACAAGAAGAUUAUAAUAGAUUAAGGCCCUUGAGCUACAGAGGGGCUGAUGUCUUUGUGGUGGCUUUCUCCUUAGUUAGCCGGGCAAGCUAUGAGAAUGUGCUUAAAAAGUGGAUUCCUGAGCUUCAGCAUUAUGCUCCGGGAGUUCCAGUAGUACUGGUUGGCACCAAAUUGGAUCUUCGUGAGGAUAAACAUUAUUUGGCUGAUCAUCCUGGGCUGGUAGCUGUAACCACUGCACAGGGAGAGGAACUCCGCAAACAGAUUGGCGCGGCAUAUUAUAUUGAAUGCAGCUCAAAAACUCAACAGAAUGUUAAGGCUGUUUUUGAUGCUGCAAUCAAAGUAGUUAUCAAACCAGCACAGAAACAAAAGGAAAAGAAGAAAAGGUCAAAUCGAGGAUGCCUAUUAGACAUCUUUUGUGGGAGGAGGCUUGUAUGUCUCAGAGGAAAUACAUACUCUUAGCAGCAAGUUAUCAUUUGCAUGUUUGACUCUGCCAAUAUACAGGUCAAGGGUUUCUUCAAGCUGCCUGGUUCCCGUGAGUUUGAUUUAGAAAGAAUCGGUUUUUGAUUGCAGUGAAGCUUCCUCUGAAUGUCACUUUGUGGCAGUUCACAUUGUCUAAUUUUAUGUUUUACUAACAUGGGAGAAGUAUACAUUAUGGCUACUUUGUAUGCUAGUUUAGAUGUAUGUAUUGGUUUUUGUAUCUCAACCGUGUUUUUCACACAUUCUUUCACCUUUUUGUAUGCUCUACAGAUUGUGUCCUGAUAUUUUGGUUGAACAGUAGCUAGAAUUUGGUGCUCUACUCUCUAA
Molecule: messenger RNA, 1282 nt
Organism: Jatropha curcas
Lineage: Eukaryota; Viridiplantae; Streptophyta; Magnoliopsida; Malpighiales; Euphorbiaceae
Product: rac-like GTP-binding protein 3
Biological process (GO): small GTPase-mediated signal transduction
Molecular function (GO): GTP binding; GTPase activity
Source: RefSeq, a predicted model, not a curated record